UUUAGCUUAUGUACAAUUUUAUAUACUGAAGUUUUCGGUCUGGUUAUGAUAUCGGAAAUGUGAAAAUUUUAAUUUAUAUUAGCAUUGAUGUUGUAAAUUUUACGGAUGUCUGUGCGCAAACCAUUAAACUAUUUGCAGCAUAUGAAAACGUGAAAACUUAUAACAUAUUUAUGUGAAAAGCAGGUUUUAUACGAUAAUAUCGCUGUGUUUAUAUGUAAUACAUAAGUUUGUGCUAUUAAAGGCAUGUCUGUAAUCAAUUAUAAAGAAGACAGUAUCAAGGCAAAUAUUUUAAUGGAAGAGGGUGACAGCAGUUUAGAGCCGGGUGAAGUGAAGACACCUCCACAUGGUAAUGAAGCAACAAAACCCAAAGGAGCUGAAGAAGCAGUAAAAGUAAAAUGCACUGCAUCCCACUUUUUACCCCGUGCUAAAUCUGCCUCUAAACAAGAGACUGACAGAUGCGCGGAGAAAGUUCGUGCUAUACUGGAAUUAGAUGCGAUCAAACGGAAGGAAGAAUUGGAACGUAAAAAAGAGCAGAAGUCUGAUUCCUCGUUACAAAAGGUUACAACUAAAAAAAAGGAGCACAAGAAGUUGAAAAUUCCCAAAGCAGAUGCAAAAAACGCCGACCUUGAAGAUUAUAAAUCGGAAAAGGUUAAAAAGGCUGUCGCUAAAAAACCUAAGCGCAAGCGAAGCAAGCACGAAGAACUUGAAAGCUAUCCAAAGCACCACGCUGCCGAGUCAUGUGAAAGUAUGCGACCCAUUGGCAGUGCUACGUCAUUACCAAUAAUACCAUCGACGAGUUUUGUAACGCCAGUUUCUAAUUUUUCUCGCCGAUUUUCAGACUUAAAUAAUCCUGCACCUUUUCGUUCAUAUAAUCCAUUUAUGAGGAAUUAUCGCACAGAUUUUCGCCAUAGAGGCGGUCAUUUUGCUACACACAAUCGUACACGGUUUUCUAGAUACCGUUCUCAGUAUGUUUCCGGGUCGUUUCAUGCACCAGCAGCACCAGCAGAGGAACUAUCUCACUCACAGCCUCCAAAUAGCGGUAUACCAUAUUCCGAGUUGAUGUGGACCAAAACAAAACCAUCUAUAUCUUAUGCUUUCAAUUUACUCGAUCGUGUUCCAACAAAAAAGAAAAGGAACAGCUCGGAUCAGAAUGUGCAGAAAAAGAAGAAAACUAAAAAGUCUAAGGAGCGGGAAAGUAGCAAUAAAUCACUUUCAAGUACCAAAAGUAGUCGUAAGUCGAGCAAAAGAAAGAAAAUCAGAAAAAUACGCGAAACAUUGCCGCUACACCCCACAAAGAAGCAAUUGCUUUCACCAAAUAAGGAAUUACUCACAUCAACUGCUGAUGACGAGGGAAAUACGCCCCAGAAUGAAAACAACCAACCAGAAAGCCCAAUAUGUACCAUAAAAAAAGAAGAAAGUCCAGAACCAUUCUCCAAUAACUUAACUGCGCUUGAUAUUUUAAAAACCAUAAAACAGGAACCAAUAAAAGAAGAUUCGAAGUUGGUAGACAAAGCCGACGAUUUGGGCAAGCCUGAGGUAUUGGAUAUGUUUGCGAGUUUAACACCUCCUAAACAGAGAUCGCCAUCUGUUGCUAGCAAGGGUGCAUUAAGCAAUCCAACUAACGUACAAAUAACACACAAGUUUCAAGAGAUUCAAGACCGAAUUGAUAAAUUGCUUGAAGAUGAUGAUGAGCUUAAACUUGAAGCCAUACAAGCAACUAAAGAUAAGUUAUUACAAAAAUCUCGUGAACAUACAGAAAAUGUCCAUAUGGCCAAGUCUUCAAAGAAAAUUAAAAAUUCAACCACGAAAGAUAAGAAAAAUGUUCAGAAUAUUUUGGAAUCACGAGAUACAGCGCCAGAUAAGAUUGUAAAACAACGCUCAAAAGAUAGGGACACAUCUCCCUCUAAACCAUUCGAUGACGCUAAACGAAAAGAAAAAACACCAAUAGAUAUCUUCAGUGAUAACAAAAAAGAUGAACGUAAGCAUAAAAAGGAUGAAAGAGAGUCGUCAACACCUAUGAAAACUGCACAUUCCAAAAUUUUGCACAAGUAUAGUCCCAGUUUAAAACAUCAAAAGAAAGGAAACACUCUAAGUGCUAAGAAAUGUUCUAGCAAGUACAAAGAAUUUACUUCGAAAAAAUCGUCAUUAGAAGAUUCUCCCAGUAAUCUUACCAAAUCUGCUUUGCGUACUUUGGAUGGCAGUCCAGACACAGAUGACUAUUCGGAUAACUGGGAGAAUGAUGAUGAAGAAAUCGAUAUAAAUUCUGCAUUUCAAAAUGUAAACCACUUGGAGAUGUCUAAAAAUGUUACCGGAUGUAGUCCUUCAUCAAGUGUUGCUGAUAGUGAAAACUCUGAAUCGAGUUCAAAAAUUCAAAGUACAACCCCUAAGAAUUCUCCACCUCGCCAAUGUUUAUCGCCCAAAAUUAGCUACACGCCCAGAGAAUCACCGAAGGCAAACGAUGAUAGCGAAGAUACAAACGAACUGCAACGAUUAUAUAAUCAAUUUAUUAAGAGUGUUGAAGGUGCUGACAUAAAGCCAACUGAAGAGUCUAAUGGAGUUGCGCUCAUUGAAGUAAAGAAAGAAAUUGAUAGAGAGCAAUUAUCUACUUCUUCUGCCUCUAAUUCUUCUUCGUCCUCUUCAUCUUCUGACACAAGCAUUUCAUCUUCGGGGUCUUCUAGCUCUACAAGCUCAAGUGAUUCGGCUUCCGAUGAUAGUAAUGAUACCGAUACGCUCAAAAAAGAAGAUGUACAUUCAACAUCUAGUACAGAAAAUGCUAUAGAAACAAACGUUAGUGGAACGUCAGCAGAUAAGCACAAAAUGCAUUUUUUACAUACAAAUGAUGACUCGAAACCCAAUGUUGCGAAAGACUUGAAAAAAUUAGAAAACCUUGAAGCUAACUUACUACGUAUACAAAUGAUGCGUGCUAAUUAUGAUUCAGCUGAUGAGAUAAGCGACGAAUUGCUCAAAAUGGAAAAGCUGUUUCUUCAUGAGAAAAAUAUAAUUUUAAAUAAAUUCAAAGACUCUUCAAUGAGCAAAACCACAACGAAAGAAAGUGAAACUCAAAAUGUAUGGGAGUCCCCAAUGCAGACCUCGAUAGAAUCCUUUCAAUCGGUAUCAUUGUCAAAAGGCCAGUUCGUGCAAUCCUUACAAAAGUUACAAAACAAAGACGAUAAUUCUCAAGCUUCGAAUAUAUUUGACACAAAUCGGGAAGUUAUUAAAUUGACCAUAUCACCUGUGAAGUUACCUAAAACCUCAGCUAUAUUUGAAGCCGAUAAUGACAUGGAAAUAGCCAAGCAAGCAAUGGAAACUUCCGAAAAAAGUAAUUCGGCAGUGAAACCACCAAAGCCAGUCAAAGAAGUUGCAAUAGUUAAGCCAAUAAUGGAGUCUAAAGAACCACCAUCCGGUCAUCAUCAAAAACGUCGUCGUUCACCAAUGCCAUCACAUCAUUCUCUGCAAUCAAGAUCUCGAACACGUCGAGGAAGAGUGCGUUCUCUAUCUGUCAGCCCGCAAAGGAAUGGUAGCGCACGAUGCACCACUCCUCAAAGACGAGGUGCUUUUUCAAAACAAUCGCGGAAUCGCAAUUUUGAACGGCGAAGUCGAAGCCGCAGCCCGAGUGUAACUCGUCCUCUUAGUCGACGGUCGGGUGAUAUUAGUCCUGUUCCUCGUAAACGACGAUCACUUCUGAAUAUGGACGACCGAUUCCGAAAACACUCACCCAGACGUGACUCACGGUCGCGCUCGCGUUCCCGUUCUCCAUCUUCACCUCCACUUCGUCAUCGUUGCGAUCGUUAUUCUCGGUCGCCGUUGCCAUUUAAACCCCCAUCACCACCAACAGACCCUACUUCAUCUCCAAGCGACUCACGUCGGAGCAGUUUAUCUCCUGCAAGGCGUUCGCGUUCUAUUUCUCGUUCACCGAGAAAAAUAACUGUUUCACCACCUUCAAAAUCCUACGAAAGCAACAGACAUCGGUCAUUAUCACCAAAGCAUCAGGCCUAUAAACCACAUUCGCCACGUCAAAGCAACACUUCGUAUUACUUUAAUAAUUCGCCUAGCAGAAUAUCUUUAGAUGCGCGUAUAAAUAUUGUGCUUAAUGGGCCAUCUUCAAGUCAUAAUGAAAAUAAUAAUGGCAUCGCAACUUACGAAGAUUAUAAUAAUUAUAGCCAGUACGGACCCGCAGCAUAUAUGUCAUUGCCUAGCGACUCAAAUAGCUUUUACACAAAUCAGUAUGUACCAAUGGCAAAUGCUGGUGGAACAGUUCAACCAACUCAUGCUAUUCAGUCUACAUAUUCGAAUUUACCAGCUGGGGCUAAUGAUCAAACUGAACUAUUUUCUGCAGUAUCUCAUCAAGCCAACGUAAACGCAUCCAACUUUUACUACAAUCGUUUUGGUAGUCAGACAUUUGGUUUAAAUGCACCAUCUCCAUUGUUAAAGGAACUACCAAAGGCGACUGUAGCAGUACAAAAAGGAAAUGUGCUUGAAAUCGUGCCAUGCAGUGACUUGCUUACCGAUAGCGUGGCCGAACAUACUAACGAAAAUAAAAAAGUUAGUUCCAAUCAACAAGUUAUGGACGAAGCAACAGGCUCUAAUAGCGAACAAGGCAAACGUAGUAUUUUAAAGUCAUUGGAUGGUGAAACUAAUUCAUCACGAAGUGCCUUCGUCGGGGCACCAAAGAAGAAGAAAGUGAACUUUGAGGAUGGCGUUUUUCCCAAUCAUAAUAGUGACGAUGAAGACCGUAAAGUAGUAGAAGCGAAAAUACGUGUCAAAAUGCGGCGAUUGAGGAAGAAGCUCGGCAUAACACCUCCAUGCCAUAAUUUGUUCAAAGAUAAGGCCCGCAUGGCAAAACAAAAGGCUAAGUCCGAUAAGAAAACACCACCGCCACCACCGCCUAGUGGAUUGGCGCCGCCAAACUUGGAGCAGCCAAUUUAUCUACGAACUCACACACCAACUCCCCUUUUAUAUUUCCACUUUGAUGGAGUUGUGCAUUCAAUGUAUGUUUCACAAAUGGAAAGGCCGAUUCCACCUCGUCUUCUCAAUCCGAAAUGCUUGUCAACAACCAACAUGAGCGUAGUUUCACAGCAUACUGAGGCUCAAUCUCCGUUGUACAUGCAAUCGCCAAUUAGUGCUGGAGCUACGCAUUUGCACACAAAUAAAAAAGAUCCGAUCUCCUCAUUCACCCGCCCGAAUCGAAACGAAAAUAUAUCGCCAAAAGUAAUUCCUUCAACAUUGCCAACAUUGAUACAACAGGCUACUGGAAGCCCAAAAAUUAACUUUAAAUUAUAUUCACCGAUUGAAAAUGUACACCACACAGAAAUCGGUAGUGCAACAUUACCGAGCACUUCACCUAACAGCAUAAAGGGUAGCGCCAUUCAUACCAUCUCAUCGACAACGAUAGGAAAUCAUUUCCUACCGAAACGCCAAGAAUCACCUAAAGAUGUCGUUGGUACACGUGCAAAUAUUUCAAUGGGAUUGCUUCCUACUCCAAUGAGUCAUCCUCCUGUAGCGACACAAAAUACAGGAGUUACAACUCAUACUCGUAUUCCGGUAAUUGGUGUUCCACCAACAGUAAUUCCUAAUGUAGUACCAUCUGUGUCAGAACCAUUCAUGGGUGGCGGGUUCGCGUCUACAAUGAUGCAAAACACACAUCAUCCGAUUAAUAAUCUUAAUCAAAAUUACAUGGUACCACCCCCAAUAGCCCACAUAAAUAAUCCACAUAUGACAGGUGGCGUACAACAAUAUUUUAAUUCACCCGUUCAACGGAUGCAUCGGCCGCUUCCAAAUUAUAUGGUCCAGCAGCCUCAGCAAAGUCCUACCCAGUCAAACUUGCCCAUGUGUCACCUAGUGGAUCCGAUGGAAGCAGUAAAUGCAGAUCUAGAUAAAUUCGCUAACCCGCAAGCUAUGGCAAUUCCAUACAAUUUUAAAGGGCCGUAAAUAUAAGUGGGUAUUUUACUACAUUUUAUAAAUAUACGAAUAAAAUAUAUAUAACAUGUACUUGUAAAUUAGUGGGAUUAGUAGUAAAAUGUUUUUUUUUUCUUUUUAUUCUGAAUUAAAGAUGUACUAUAAUUUUAAUCGCCUUAAAUUGAACAAAUACAUAAAUAAUACCACAAAUAUGCCUCCGUUUUAGAAAAAGGGUCCAUGUGACUAUCUCUGUUGACUUGAAAAAAAAAAUGAUUUUAGUAACUUAGAUUUUAGAUCCAAAUCUAAGCAGUUACAAAAAACAUCAUUUCUAUUGAACUUUUAAUGUCAUCUUAAACUAUCAGUCAAUAGCUUAAACACAGAUUUACAGGAAAUCUCAACCUCGACUUAAAUUGUUCUUUCAAAUUUCCAAGUAU
Rhagoletis zephyria (snowberry fruit fly) is the source of this 6329-nucleotide messenger RNA. RefSeq names its product lethal (3) persistent salivary gland 2 (gene l(3)psg2). The record is from RefSeq and is a predicted model, not a curated record. NCBI's taxonomy places the organism in Eukaryota, Metazoa, Arthropoda, Insecta, Diptera, Tephritidae.